AUGCAUCGUCUCAAUUGCCACGUUCAGAACUACGCCUGGGGCAAGAAGGGUGACGACUCGGAGGUGGGUCGCCUUUACGGCGCCGGCCACAAACAGUUCCAGAUCGAACAGCAGAAGCCCUAUGCGGAAGUAAGUGGAGCUUUUUUUGGGGAGGGAAGGGGGGGGGGAGGGGGGGAGGGGAGCAAAAGUUCAAAAAUUUAUAAAAAUUAGUUUUUAAAAGAUUUUCAUUGAAAAUGUUACAACUUUCUGAUUGAGUUACGGUUUUGUAAUACUUUUUUUUGGUCAUAAAACACAACCUACAAAGUAAGAAAUCAUUAAGGGAGGGGGGAGAUAUAAUACUGAAUGAUUAUAUUAUCCCAUAGCCUCCCCAAACAGCAAUUUAAAAAAAAAAAUAAAAGAAUAAUUUUCCCCUCCCCCCUCUAAAAAAACUUAUACCCUACAUGUCUAAAAAAUUAAAAAAGUACCUCUUAUUAUAGUACAAUCUUCUAUCUAUUACAAAAUCUUAUCACUGUAUUCUUUAGCUAUGGAUGGGAACCCACCCAGACGGCCCAGCUCGACUUCACGGCUCCGACCUGAAGCUGAGUGAGCAUCGUGCCAGAUUAGAUAACGCACCGAAAGAAGACGAUCAUUUGCCUUUCAUCAUGAAGAUAAUGGCCAUCCAACACACCUUGUCACUUCAAGUACAUCCCACAAAAGAGCAGGCUACACAGCUACACGAGAAGGAUCCCUUCAACUACCCUGAUCGGAAUCACAAGCCUGAACUGGCUUACGCUUUGAACAGAUUCGAACUCUUGUGUGGAUUCAGAACGGCCAAAGAGAUCAUGAUCAACAUGAAAUGUAAGAUACAUUUUGAUACUUGGGAGCUUGAGCUGAGUUGUAUGUCUAAAAGUAGAUUGUAAUAUAAUAUAGAAAGCGAAUUACAGUCAAGUAACUCCAAAUACUUCACAUAAAAGACUUCAAAGCUACCUGACCCUAACCCUCACCUCUUUCAGCCUUCCCCGAGCUUCAAACAGUAAUGGGAGUAGACAAUUGUAAACGUUUCAUGGCUCUAGUAGAAGCUGGUCAUCCAGACGACAGUGAAGAGCUGAAACAAGCCAUCAAAGAUUGUUUUACCACCAUGAUCUACAUCGAGAACCAUUCAGAAGUCCUCGUGGAGAACCUCGCCAUCCUCAGACAGAAUCUGGAGCACGGUGUUCGAGGCUGUCUGAUUGAGGAUACGGUAGAGGUCAUGUUCAAGACUCUCGACCUCUUCCCUGGCGAUGUUGGAUGUUUUGCGCCAUUAUAUCUGAAUCACAUGAUUCUGGAGCCAGGAGAAUGUUGUUACUACGCCGCGGAAGAGUUGCACGCCUACUUGAGUGGAGGUAAGGUGAAUAUAACUUUGAAUCUAGCUCUUUUUGGCGUUACCUACACCUUUUUAAACACAAAUAUAAAUUUCUUAAAAUUUUGAGACUAUAGCAAGCUUCAAAAACAUAAAAAUAAUAGUAAAACCCUACUGUAAUAUAAAUUCAUUCCAGAAUGCGUGGAAUGCGUUGGCUGUUCCAACAACACGAUCCGAGCUGGUCUCACCAAUAAGUACGUCGACCGAGAAAGCCUGGUCCAAGUCCUGAACUACCGUAUGACCGACCCCUCCUACUACAUUGUCCCUCCCCAAUCCCUCACACCUAACGUCGUCGAAUUCGCUCCAGACUGCCGCGACUUCACACUCCAUGAAAUCAAAAUCAACGAUGAAUCCUCGUCUUCAACAUCGGCCGAACUACCCAACCUUGACUGUGCCAGUAUCAUUGUUUUCGUGUCGGGAGACGUGCAGGUCGAAGAAAACGACCAGAAACGGCACACCGUGACCCGAGGCGACAUCUACUACAUUCCCAAAGACACAGACGUCAAACUGACUCGACUCUCGGCCACGCCCGUGCUGGCCUACAGAACGUCAAGCGAUGAGGAAGGGCCAGACCAUUCGAACAGGAUCCGAACGGACGGCCUCAGUCAGGCCGAGAUUCUGAAGAUGAGGCUACGGAACGAGGUGCGAGUAAGCCUCAACAACAACAACCAGCUAGCGGACGUGUCGGUAGAGAUGGACGGAUUCAUGUAG
Bursaphelenchus okinawaensis is the source of this 2089-nucleotide messenger RNA. The record is from the annotation of a GenBank genome assembly. NCBI's taxonomy places the organism in Eukaryota, Metazoa, Nematoda, Chromadorea, Rhabditida, Aphelenchoididae.